Molecule: messenger RNA, 6347 nt
Organism: Hyaena hyaena (striped hyena)
Lineage: Eukaryota; Metazoa; Chordata; Mammalia; Carnivora; Hyaenidae
Gene: SCN10A
Product: sodium voltage-gated channel alpha subunit 10
Exons: 27
Coding region: 1-5868 (1955 amino acids)
Biological process (GO): sodium ion transmembrane transport; membrane depolarization during action potential; regulation of atrial cardiac muscle cell membrane depolarization
Cellular component (GO): axon; voltage-gated sodium channel complex; plasma membrane
Molecular function (GO): voltage-gated sodium channel activity involved in cardiac muscle cell action potential
Source: RefSeq, a predicted model, not a curated record
AUGGAAUUCCCCUUUGGGUCCCUGGAAACUACCAACUUCCGUCGAUUCACUCCAGAGUCCCUGGCGGAGAUUGAAAAGCGAAUUGCUGCCAAGCAGGCAGCAAAGAAAGCCAAAGAUAAGCCCAGAGAGCAGAAGGGCCAAGAAGAGAAGCCUCGGCCCCAGCUAGACUUGAAAGCUUGCAACCAGCUGCCCAAGUUCUAUGGUGAUCUCCCUGCAGAGCUGGUUGGGGAGCCGCUGGAGGAUCUGGACCCCUUCUACAGCACACACCGGACGUUUAUGGUGCUGAACAAAGGGAGGACCAUUUCCCGGUUUAGUGCAACUCGGGCCCUGUGGUUAUUCAGUCCUUUCAACCUGACCAGGAGAGCCGCCAUCAAGGUGUCUGUCCACUCAUAUCCUUUGUGGUUCAGUUUAUUUAUUACGGUCACCAUUUUGGUCAACUGUGUGGGCAUGACUCAGAACGAGCUUCCGGAGAGAAUCGAGUAUGUCUUCACUGUCAUUUAUACCUUUGAAGCUUUGAUAAAGAUACUGGCAAGAGGAUUUUGUCUAAAUGAGUUUGCUUACCUGCGAGAUCCUUGGAACUGGCUGGAUUUUAGCGUCAUUACCCUGGCAUACAUCGGUGAAGCGAUAGAUCUCCGAGGGAUCUCAGGCCUGCGGACGUUCAGAGUCCUUAGAGCUUUAAAGACCGUCUCUGUGAUCCCGGGGCUGAAGGUCAUUGUGGGAGCCCUGAUCCACUCGGUGAAGAAACUGGCGGACGUGACCAUCCUCACCGUCUUCUGCUUGAGUGUCUUUGCCUUGGUGGGCCUGCAGCUCUUCAAGGGCAACCUCAAGAACAAAUGUGUCAAGAAUUGUACAGCUCUCAAUGAGACGGGCAAUUACUCCUCUUACAGAAAACCAGAUUUCUACUACAACAAGCCGGGCACUUCCGAUCCCUUACUGUGCGGCAAUGGCUCUGACGCAGGCCACUGCCCUGAAGGUUAUUUCUGUCUUAAAACAUCUGAAAACCCAGAUUUUAACUACACCAGCUUUGAUUCCUUUGCUUGGGCUUUCCUGUCACUGUUCCGCCUCAUGACACAGGAUUCCUGGGAACGCCUCUACCAGCAGACCCUGAGGGCUUCUGGGAAAAUGUAUAUGGUCUUUUUCGUGCUGGUCAUCUUCCUGGGGUCUUUCUACCUGGUCAACUUGAUCUUGGCUGUGGUCACCAUGGCUUAUGAGGAGCAGAACCAGGCCACCAUUGAUGAAAUUGAAGCCAAGGAGAAAAAGUUCCAGGAAGCCCUCGAGAUGCUCCGGAAGGAGCAGGAGGUGCUGGCCGCACUGGGGAUUGACACGGCUUCUCUCCAUUCCCACGAUGGAUCCCCUUUAGCCUCCAAAACCGCGGGUGAGAGAAUGCACAGGCUGAAGCCACGGGCGGCAGAGGGCUCCACAGAUGACGACAAGUCACCCCGCUCUGAUCCUCACAACCAGCUCGGGAUGUCCCUCCUAGGCAUCACCUCUGGGAGGCGCCGGGCUAGCCACGGCAGCGUGUUCCAUUUCCGGGCCCCUUGCCCGGAUGCCUCGUUCCCUGACGGGGCCACAGACGACGGAGUCUUUCCUGGAGCCUGUGACAGCCAUCGCGGCCCCCUGCUGCCGGGUGGGAGUGCCGGCCAGCAGGGUGCCCUCCCCAGGAGCCCGCUGCCUCAGCCCUCCAACCCUGGCUCGGGCCGCGGAGAAGACGGCCCCUCCGCAGUGCCCGCGGGCGAGCUUGGCCCGGGAGGCAUCGAAGUCCCGGCAUUUGAUGCAGAACAGAAGAAGACUUUCUUGUCAGCAGAAUACCUGAACGAACCUUUCCGAACCCAAAGGGCGAUGAGUGUUGUCAGCAUCAUGACCUCUGUCCUUGAGGAGUUCGAGGAGUCUGAACGGAGGUGCCCGCCCUGCUUGGUCAGCUUGGCUAAGAAGUACCUGAUCUGGGAGUGCUGCCCCACGUGGGUGAAGCUCAAGACGCUUCUCUUCGGGAUAGUGACAGACCCCUUCACGGAGCUCACCAUCACCCUGUGCAUCGUGGUGAACACGCUCUUCAUGGCCAUGGAGCAUCACCGCAUGAGCCCCGACUUCGAGGCCAUGCUCCAGAUAGGCAACAUCGUCUUUACUGUGUUCUUCACUGCUGAAAUGGUCUUCAAAAUCAUUGCCUUCAACCCCUACUAUUACUUCCAGAAGAGAUGGAACAUCUUUGACUGCAUCAUCGUCACCGUGAGCCUGAUGGAGCUGGGCGCGGCCAAGAAGGGCAGCCUGUCGGUGCUGCGGACCUUCCGUCUGCUGCGGGUCUUCAAGCUUGCCAAGUCCUGGCCAACCUUAAACACGCUCAUCAAGAUCAUUGGGAACUCCGUGGGGGCGCUGGGGAACCUCACCAUCAUCCUGGCCAUCAUCGUCUUUGUCUUCGCUCUGGUUGGCAAGCAGCUCCUCGGGGAUAACUACCGUGAUCACCGGUACAAUAUCUCUGCGCCCAACGAAGAAUGGCCGCGCUGGCACAUGCAUGACUUCUUCCACUCCUUCCUCAUCGUCUUCCGGAUCCUGUGUGGAGAGUGGAUUGAGAACAUGUGGACCUGCAUGGAAGUCGGCCAGAAAUCCAUAUGCCUCAUCCUUUUCUUAACAGUGAUGGUGCUGGGGAACCUGGUGGUGCUCAACCUGUUCAUUGCCCUGCUGCUGAACUCCUUCAGUGCUGACAAUCUCACGGCUCCAGACGAAGACGGGGAAGUGAACAACCUGAAGACGGCCCUGACACGGAUCCAGAAGUUUGGCCAACACACCAAGAAGGCCCUUUGCAGCUUCUUCAGCAGAAGGCCCAAGGCAGAGCCCCAGCCGCUGGCGAAACCCCCACUCCCUAGUGCCAAAGCUGAGAACCACAUUGCUGCCGAUACGGCCACGGGGAGCCCCGCGGGGCUGCCCGAGCCCAGAGGCCCCGGGGACGACCACAGUGACUUCGUCACCAACCCCAGCGUGUCGGUCUCUGUGCCCAUUGCUGAGGGUGAAUCUGACCUCGAUGACCUGGAGGAGGAGGAUUCUGAGGAGGAUGCUCAGAGCUCCCAGCAGGAAGUGAUCUCUCAAGGGCAGCAGGAGCAGCCACAGCAAGUCGGGAGAUAUGAGGACGACAUGGCACCCAGGAGCCCGGGCUCUAAAACGUCCUCUGAGGGCCUGGCUCCAUACCUGGGUGAGAAGCAGAAAGACGAACCUGCUGCCCAGGUGCCCGCAGAGGGGGCGGACGACGCGAGCUCCUCGGAAGGCAGCACGGUGGACUGCCUGGACCCCGAGGAGAUCCUGAGGAAGAUCCCCGAGCUGGCAGACGACCUCGAAGAGCCAGACGACUGCUUCACAGAAGGCUGCAUCCGCCGCUGUCCCUGCUGCAGAGUGGACACCGGUGAGUUUCCGUGGGCCGUGGGCUGGCAGGUGCGCAAGACGUGCUACCGCAUCGUGGAGCACAACUGGUUCGAGAGCUUCAUCAUCUUCAUGAUCCUGCUGAGCAGCGGGUCCCUGGCUUUCGAGGACUAUUACCUGGACCAGAAGCCCACAGUGAAGGCCUUGCUGGAAUAUACUGACAGGGUGUUCACAUUUAUCUUUGUGUUCGAAAUGCUGCUCAAGUGGGUGGCCUACGGCUUCAAGAAGUACUUCACCAACGCCUGGUGCUGGCUGGACUUCCUCAUCGUGAACAUCUCCCUGACAAGCCUUAUAGCGAAGAUCCUGCAGUAUUCUGACGUGGCAUCCAUCAAAGCCCUUCGAACCCUCCGUGCCCUGAGGCCCCUGCGGGCUCUGUCUCGAUUUGAAGGCAUGCGGGUGGUGGUCGAUGCCCUGGUGGGCGCCAUCCCCUCCAUCAUGAACGUCCUGCUCGUCUGCCUCAUCUUCUGGCUCAUCUUCAGCAUCAUGGGCGUGAACUUCUUUGCUGGGAAGUUUGGGCGGUGCGUCAACAAAACCAAUGAAUACCUUUCUCUUGUGCCUCCGUCUAUCGUGAACAACAUGUCUGACUGUAAAAAUCAGAACCACACUGGCAGCUUCUUCUGGGUCAACAUGAAGGUCAACUUUGAUAAUGUUGCAAUGGGUUACCUCGCGCUUCUGCAGGUGGCAACCUUUAAAGGCUGGAUGGACAUCAUGUACGCAGCUGUUGAUGCCCGAGAUGUGAACCUGCAGCCCAAGUGGGAGGACAAUGUGUACAUGUACCUGUACUUCGUCAUCUUCAUCAUUUUCGGUGGCUUCUUCACGCUCAAUCUCUUUGUUGGGGUCAUAAUUGACAACUUCAAUCAACAGAAAAAAAAGUUAGGGGGCCAGGACAUCUUCAUGACAGAGGAGCAGAAGAAGUACUACAACGCCAUGAAGAAGCUGGGCUCCAAGAAGCCCCAGAAGCCCAUCCCUCGGCCCCUGAACAAGUACCAGGGCUUUGUCUUUGACGUUGUGACCAGACAAGCUUUCGACAUUGUCAUCAUGGUCCUCAUCUGCCUCAAUAUGAUCACCAUGAUGGUGGAGACCGAUGACCAGAGCGAAGAAAAGACAAAAAUCCUCAACAAAAUCAACCAAUUCUUUGUGGCUGUCUUCACGGGAGAGUGCGUCAUGAAGAUGUUCGCCUUGCGGCAGUACUACUUCACCAACGGCUGGAACGUGUUUGACUUCAUUGUCGUGGUCCUCUCCAUUGGGAGCCUGGUGUUUUCAGCGAUUCUUACCUCACUUGAAACUCACUUCCCCCCGACACUACUCCGAGUCAUCCGCCUGGCCCGAAUCGGCCGCAUCCUCAGGCUGAUCCGAGGGGCCAAGGGCAUCCGCACGCUGCUCUUUGCCCUCAUGAUGUCCCUGCCUGCCCUCUUCAACAUAGGGCUGCUGCUCUUCCUCGUCAUGUUCAUCUACUCCAUCUUCGGCAUGGCCAGCUUCCCCCAUGUUAGGUGGGAGGCCGGCAUCGACGACAUGUUCAACUUCCAGACCUUCGCCAGCAGCAUGCUGUGCCUCUUCCAGAUCACCACGUCGGCGGGCUGGGACGGCCUCCUCAGCCCCAUCCUCAACACGGGCCCCCCCUACUGCGACCCCAAUCUGCCCAACAGCAACGGCUCCCGGGGGAACUGUGGGAGCCCAGCCGUGGGCAUCCUCUUCUUCACCACCUACAUCAUCAUCUCCUUCCUCAUCGUGGUCAACAUGUACAUCGCAGUGAUUCUAGAGAACUUCAAUGUGGCCACACAGGAGAGCACCGAGCCCCUGAGCGAGGACGACUUUGACAUGUUUUAUGAGACCUGGGAGAAGUUUGACCCAGAAGCCACUCAGUUUAUUACCUUUUCUGCCCUCUCAGACUUUGCAGACACCCUCUCUGGCCCCCUGAGAAUCCCAAAACCCAAUCAGAAUAUCUUAAUCCAGAUGGACCUGCCCCUGGUCCCUGGAGAUAAGAUCCACUGUUUGGACAUUCUUUUUGCCUUUACUAAGAAUGUUCUGGGAGAAUCUGGGGAAUUGGAUUCUCUGAAGGCAAAUAUCGAAGAGAAGUUUAUGGCAACCAAUGUUUCAAAAGCAUCCUAUGAACCAAUAGCAACCACCCUCCGGUGGAAGCAAGAAGACAUUUCAGCUACUGUCAUUCAAAAAGCCUAUCGGAGCUACGUGCUGCACCGCUCCAAGACGGUCUCCAACCCUCCAGCUGUGCCCAGAGCUGAGGAGGAGGCUGUGUCACUCCCAGAUGAAGGCUUUGUUGGAUUCGUGGCAAGCGAAAACUGUGCAUUCCCAGACAAAUCUGAAAGUGCAUCCGCUGCUUCUUUCCCACCAUCUUAUGACAGUGUCACCAGAGGCCUUAGUAAUCAAGUCAGCAUGAGCACAUCUAGCUCAAUGCAGAAUGAAGAUGAAGCUACCGGUAAGAAAGCAACUGCCCCUGGGCCCUAGUGAGGACACUCUGGCACGGACCUAAUCAGUUCUGAUAUGACCUUCUGCUCUGUGAUAACUUUCCCACUACAGGUGGCACCCAGCUACCACUUCACCAAUGCAUGCCACCGGUCAGUGUCAGAACUGGGCAGAGAAUGCAAUUGGUGCCCACCUUUGCAGAGGCCCUCAUACACCCACGGGAGUCAGAAGCCAAGAGCAUCUCCACUGUGACUACCCUUUUGAAUUUCAGUAUCAGAUGACGUUUUCUCUUACUUUCCAGAAAAUGUCCCUGGUCCUUUUAUUUUAACCGUGACCAGAGCUUACACUUACUGUGACAAACUUCUCAGGACCAGAACUUCCAAAGAUGUAUGGCAAGGAUGUUGCUGAAGGUCCAAGGCAGUCCUCUGUGAAGCAACACAUGGAGAUGGACAAUGCUAUUUAGGAUUCUGCAUGACUGCAUGUUGAGAGUUGCCAGACAAUUGUUCCUGCCCAGGGUAACA